AUGAAACAGCCGGAGGAUGCUCCUUCAGUGAGUACAGCUGACGAGAAGGAGCCCACAGAAAGUGCCGGAGAAGACAAGAUUUCUGAAGAGUCCGGUUUCGUGAAGCCCGUUUUGCAUAAGAAAAGAACAGCUGACGAUGCUGGCGAAGGACCUGAUACAAAGAAGGCACCUGAGCGUAAGCUGAAAUUCGAGUCCACUUAUUUGAGAUCUAUCCCGUCAGCAAGCCAAUACGAGAAAUCAUUUAUGCAUCGCGAUGUUAUAACCCAUGUUAUCGCCACAGAGACUGAUUUUAUUAUAACUGCUAGUUGUGAUGGCCAUUUAAAGUUCUGGAAGAAAAAGUAUGCCGAAGGGAUCGAGUUUGUCAAGCAUUUCCGUUGUCAUUUAGCUUCGUUCUCUGAUUUGACCGUCAACUUUAAUGGAACGCUACUAGCCACGGUAUGCCAGCAGGAUAAAAAUGUGAAGGUUUUCGACGUAGAAAACUUUGAUAUGAUCAAUAUCCUCAAAUUUGACUUCGCGCCCAGACGAGCUUGUUGGGUACAUCAAGGCGCUGAUGCGGUCAACUAUCUAGCUGUUUGUGACAGUACGUCCGGCAAAAUAGUUAUUGUGGAUGGUAAGGGAACAAGUACAGCUCUGGUCACUCUAGAGAAGCAUCAUUACGUCCCUGUUCGACUGAUCGAAUACAAUCAUGCGACUGAUAUAGUAAUCUCCAUAGACGAUUCUGGAAUGAUAGAAUAUUGGAGUGGAGCGAAAAGGGAAUUCAAGUUUGCCGAAAAUGUGAAGUUCAAGUAUAAGACCGAGACGGAUUUGUAUGAGUUCAUGAAGGCCAAAACUGUUCCUGUUUCUUUGGCAAUCAAUCCAAAAGGAACCAUGUUUGCCACAUUUGGAGAGGAUCGGCGGAUACGAAUUUUCUCCUUGCUCACAGGGAAGCUGCUAAAGACUUUAGAUGAGACAUUGAACAAAUACCUCACGGAGGUUAAGGAACAACGUUCUUAUGGUCUCCAAAAUAUGGAAUGGAAUCGGCGUGUAGCCUUAGAAAAAGAGAUGGAUAAAGACCGAGCGAACGCUUUCAAAAAUGUCAAGCUGUGUUGGGACUAUUCAGGAUACUUUGUGCUGUUUCCAUCUCCAAUUGGGAUUAAGGUUUACAACGUUUAUACCGAUUGCGUAGUACGUGAAAUUGGAAAAGAGGAAACCAUGCGAUUUGUAGCUGUUUCGCUUUGCAGGUCAGUGCCGGACAUUCGAGCUCGGUUACAAGGAGCUGCGGCAACAAUUGAAACUGAAGCGGCAGAUAAUCCAAAUUUGAAUAGAAUUACCGAUCCCGAUCCGAUCAUGGUGUGCUGUGCCCUCAAGAAGAAUCGUUUUUACUUGUUCACGAAUUCGGAGCCCUUCUCAACUGAUGAAUCUGAUGAAUCAGCAGUUAGUCGAGAUGUAUUCAAUGAACGGCCACGAAAGGAAGACCAGUUGACUGCUGUUGAGCAAGAAGGUGAUAUUGUACAUACAACUGAAGAAGCAGUAAUUCACACGACAAUGGGAGAUAUCCGAAUUCGUCUAUUCCCGAAUGAAUGCCCUCGAACUGUUGAGAAUUUCAGUACUCAUGCAAGAAGAGGAUAUUAUAAUGGGUUAACGUUCCACAGAGUGAUUAAGUCCUUUAUGAUACAGACUGGUGAUCCAACUGGUAAGGGUACAGGAGGGCAGUCAAUAUGGGGAGCGGAUUUCGAAGACGAAUUCCAUCCUCGACUCAGGCACGACAAACCGUUCAAGGUGUCCAUGGCAAACGCUGGUCCAAAUUCAAAUGGUUCUCAAUUCUUCAUCACAGUUUGUCCAGCGGAAUGGUUGGAUGGAAAGAAUACCAUAUUCGGAGAGGUAUGGCUGAUUAACCCAUUGAAGAAA
This is a messenger RNA of Cooperia oncophora, 1887 nucleotides long. The record is from the annotation of a GenBank genome assembly. Lineage: Eukaryota; Metazoa; Nematoda; Chromadorea; Rhabditida; Trichostrongylidae.